Molecule: messenger RNA, 651 nt
Organism: Aspergillus melleus
Lineage: Eukaryota; Fungi; Ascomycota; Eurotiomycetes; Eurotiales; Aspergillaceae
Product: mitochondrial 37S ribosomal protein bS21m
Exons: 1
Coding region: 1-651 (216 amino acids)
Biological process (GO): translation; mitochondrial translational initiation
Cellular component (GO): ribosome; mitochondrial small ribosomal subunit
Molecular function (GO): structural constituent of ribosome
Source: RefSeq, a predicted model, not a curated record
AUGGAGAUGCGCUCCCUAACCCGCAGCCUCCUCCGCGCGAGGCCGACAUCUCUCUACACCACCACAGCACCCUCGUCUAUCCUCUAUGGCCAAUUCCUCGCCAACCAGCGCUUCGCCUCCUCCUCCUCCACCACCACCCCUUUUCACGGCCCUCGGUCUCAAAACAAACCCUCCCCCUCUGACUCCGGCGCCUCCGACUUCGACCAAAUCCUCGACAAGCUCAACAUCAACAACGCAGCCCCGAAGUCCCAGAACCCGUACGCCUCCACCACCUCCGGAGCCACGCAGCAGCGCACCGGUAGCGACGGCAGCAGCAACAACGACGGCGCCCUCGCCGUGUCCCGCGCCCUCAACGCCGCCACGUCGCCCGUCGUGCCGCUGCGCAAGGUGGCGCUGAAGCUGGGCCCGUCGCUGGGCCGUCAGGUGCAUGUCGAGCCUGAGCGGGGGAUGGAUCUGGCGUCGUCGCUGCGGGUGCUGCAGAGCACGUGUAACCAGAACAAGGUCAAGCAGGACACGUAUACGCAAAAAUUUCAUGUGCGACGGGGUCAGGUCCGCAAGGAUUUGAGGGUGCAGAGGUGGAGGAAGUUGUUUAAGUACUCUUUUCAGCGGACUGUUGCGAGGAUUGAUCGGAUGAGGGCGCAGGGGUGGUAG